Molecule: messenger RNA, 4415 nt
Organism: Morone saxatilis (striped sea-bass)
Lineage: Eukaryota; Metazoa; Chordata; Actinopteri; Moronidae
Product: angiopoietin-related protein 2-like
Exons: 5
Coding region: 433-1992 (519 amino acids)
Source: RefSeq, a predicted model, not a curated record
GCAACAAUAAGUGUCUCACUUGUAAUGGAAGGAAGACAGGGGGAGGUUGAGUCUCUGGGAGGAAAACAGAUCCUAUCUGAGGAGCAGGCGUGAGCUCUCGGUUCAGGACCAUUACUUCACAAAAGGUGGAAAAAUCUUUUGCUGCAGAUGAAUGAAGUUACAACAGGAAAGCUUUGGCUGUUUGUUGCCGCUGCUUGAUUGGACUCUUGGGGACUGUUAAAGACCUCAUCGCAGCUGGAACAUUUUCCUUAUGGAGGAUUGAUUCUGACAGCUGCAGGUGAAGGAAAUGAAUGCACUGACAGAAUAACGGACAAACACAGAGGAAAUGUGGACUGACUGGUGAGGACUUGGAGUCAAACUUGCCAGAAAGUCAAGGGAUAUAAGGAAACAGAGAGUGAAAUCCUCUUGGUUCGGGUGCAGCAGGACUGUGCUAUGUUUCUCCCUGUGGUGGUUUUGCUGGUGCUCUUGUUGCUCUCUGGACCAAGGUCCUCUCUCCAGGGAGACACUCAGGAAAUCGGGAACAGUGAUGACAUACUUGAAAGAGAGUUUAUCUAUGCACCAAACCGGCAAAAACGUGCUGUGGUCGACCACAGUGCUGUCCAAACAGACAAAUGUUCCUAUACCUUUAUUGUCCCCCAGCAGAAAAACAACGGGGCAAUCUGUGUGAACUCCAAGGAGCCUGAUGCCCUGCUGGAAAAUCGGGUCAAUAAGCAGGAGCUGGAGCUGCUCAACAGUGAGCUGCAGAAGCAGCGACGGCAGAUCGAAGCACUGCAGCAGUUGGUAGAAGUGGAUGGUGGUGUGGUCAAUGAAGUCAAGCUACUGCGCAAAGAGAGCCGCAACAUGAACUCCAGAGUGACACAGCUCUACAUGCAGCUACUGCAUGAGAUUAUUCGCAAACGAGACAACGCUCUAGAAGUGUCGCAGCUGGAGACCCGCGUGCUCAACCACACAAACGAGAUGGGGAGGCUCGCUGGACGCUACCGCGACCUGGAACAUAAGUACCAGCAUCUGUCAGCCCUCGCAAGCAACCAGAGCGCUCUCCUGGUGCAGCUGGAGGAGCACUGCAAGCGGGGAGGAUACUCGUUCGGUGUGGUGCAGGAGAGGAGCCGUCCUGUCCGUCCACAACCUCCUGUGAUCCCCCAGCCCACUCUGCAGAGGCCUGCACUGUCUCCUGGAGGCUACAGACCCUACCAUCCACCCACCUACACCCGCCACACCAACAACCCCAUGACCAACGAGAUACAGAAUGACCAGAAUGCCAAAGCAUUACCACCUCCACUGCCCACAAUGCCAAGUGCCACAUACAGCUUCACAAAUGAGCCCUCUGGUCCUUUUAAAGACUGUCUAGGGGCUCUGGAGGGUGGAUACACCACCAGUGGCAUGUACCUUCUGAAACCAGACAAUGGCAACCGACUCAUGCAGGUUUGGUGUGACCAGAGACACGACCCCGGUGGAUGGACUGUCAUACAGAGACGUCAGGACGGCUCCGUCAACUUCUUCCGGAACUGGGAGACGUACAAGCAAGGGUUUGGAAACAUUGAUGGUGAAUACUGGUUAGGACUAGAGAACAUCUACUGGCUGACCAACCAGGGCAACUACAAGCUGCUGGUGACCCUGGAAGACUGGACCGGACGCAAGAUCUUCGCAGAGUAUGCUAGCUUUCGUGUCGAAUCUGAGGCCGACUUCUACAGGCUUCGGGUGGGGCGAUACAAUGGCAACGCCGGAGACUCUCUUACCUGGCACAACAGCAAGCAGUUUACCACACUGGACAGAGACCAUGAUGUCUACACGGGUAACUGUGCACACUACCAGAAGGGAGGAUGGUGGUACAACGCCUGUGCUCAUUCCAACCUGAACGGUGUGUGGUACCGUGGUGGGCAUUACCGCAGCCGUUACCAGGACGGCGUCUACUGGGCCGAGUUCAGAGGAGGUGCUUAUUCUCUGAAGAAAGUGACCAUGAUGAUAAGACCCAGUGCAAACACCUUCCAUUAACACCUCAGUCAUUCAAAACUGAUUUUAGUAAACGAACAUUUCCACCAAAGGGAUUACAUUUAUCAGAAAAACAGGCAUCCUUGAUUUGAACUUUGUUUGUGGCUUUACUGUAUAUUCAUAAUGUAGCUUCAAAUGGAAAGCCUCACGAUAGAAUCCAAGCAGAAUCUUUUAAUUUUAUUCAUCCUACAGGUUUAGGUUUUACUUAUCUUGUUUGGGCUCAUAAAGUUGCAUUGCACACAAAUCAAUAAAAGCACACACAAACUUACAUUAAGAGUCUGAAAUAUCUUAUCUGUGUGGGCUUCUGUUGAUUUUGUUGUCAUCAGAAACCUAAAUGAAUGCAACACAAUACAGAAUACAUUUAUAAUAUGAUUUCUUUGUUAUGUAGAGAAUAAUUAAUUAUUCAUUAAUUAAUUAUGUAUUAAAGCAGAAUAGUAACAAAGGAAUUAAGGUAUCCUGAGAUCAAAACUGACUGCUAGCAACAAACUGGUACUUUAGACUAUUAUUGGUGCAUAUAUUACAUAUAUUAUGUAUGUACAACAUAUAUUGGGAUAAAUUCUACAGGAGAGAAAUCUGGUUAUUUAUUUUGAUACAAUUUUCUAGAAGGUUUCAGUAAAUCAUUUUCCAGGGUAAUUUACUUUGUAAGUAUUUUGCUUCAUAAUUUCAUCUUUGAAUUUUGACAAUAGCACAUAAAACAACGGAUUGAAGUAAUCUAGUCACUUAGACUGUCAACAAAGUAGUUUAACAGGUCAUCUUUUCUUGAAUCUAAACAGGACUGGACUAUACAGCUACAUGCAUCACUGAAAACAUUGCAUAAUUCUUGAACUGAACUGCAUAUGUAGAUUGUAAAGAUUCUAUAAUGCUUGAUAAGUCUGAUAAAUCUAUAGUGAGACAAGUGAGAUAUGAAGUUGCAAGAAAAACUCUUUGUUUCUACUAAUGGUGCACAAACAGCUUGUUCAGGUUGAUCUCCCAGCACUUCAUCCACAUCAUCCGUUGAUGGGACCACUGUUAAAUUAUCUUGAAUUUGAACUUCUGAAGAAUGAUUUUAACAUUUUGGUACUGAAAAUUCUGAUACUUAUAUUUUAUACCACAACUCACCUCACUUUAACCAUGUUAUGUUCAGAAAGGUAUCUAAACUACGCACAAAAAGUAAGGAAAUUUGUGUUUGGUAGACUAUUUCUUUGUUGUAACAAUGCUUCUUAUACCAUCUUAAAAAAAAAUCUUAUACCAUUGGAAAACCUGUUUGGUUCCAUUUUAAAUGGUGCCACAUUAGUAAGGAACAUGCAUUUGUGGGAUGAGCAGCAGAGCUGAGUAUGUGGGUUGCACCCAUGAAACAUUUGCCAAUGCCAAACAGCUUUUCUUUUAUGUUGACUCUUGUUUGGUGUUGAUUGGAUGAUUGAAGUUUGAAGAAACAAGACAUAUUGGCAAUUUAACAAUUUAUUCAUUUCACAAACAGGAGCCUCAGUAGCAUGUGGAAGAACCAUACACAGCCUGGCACCAUCUCCUCAUGCUGGUCACACACUGCUGUGGGAUGGCAUCCCAUUCUUCAACCAGCAUUUGUCGCAAGUCAGCCAACGUGGUUGUGUUGGUCACUCUGGCACGAACAGCACGCCCAAGCUGAUCCCACAAGUGUUCAAUGGGGUUGAGGUCAGGACUGCUGGCACUCCCAAAUUCUGGAUGUAGUCUCUGAUAAACCCCGCCCUGUGGGGGCGAGCGUUGCUUGGAGGAUAGAGUUUGGCCCCAGACUGUGAAGAUAUGGGAUUGCCACUGCCACUGGUUGCAGAAUUUCAUCUCUAUAUCUCUCUGCAUUGAGAUUGCCUCCAAUGAUGACAAGCCUCGUUUAUUGGUACCAGAAGCUCAAAUUAAAUGUCUAUAGCAACAGCAAAGAAGAGCUGUUUGGCAUUGGCAGAGAAUAUUUGGCAAAUCUUUCAUGGGUGCAACCCACAUACUGAGCUUACUGAUCCUUACAAAUGUGGCAUUUUGAUAGGGAAAUAAACAGGCUUCCCAAUGGUAUAAGAUGUAUUGCCAAGAAGCACUGUUACAAUAAAGAAAUAAUCUACCAAACACAAAUUUUCUUACUUUUUGUGCGUAAUUUGUUUCAAACAGGUAACAAGAUCCAACAUCUAAUAUGGACAUAGCAAAUUAGAUCUAAGCCUUUAAAUGUAGACAGAAUUUACACUGAACAAAUACGAUUUUGUUGUAGGUAAAAGCAGCUCAGUACACUCAGUAAACAGAAACCAAAAGGUACAACUCAGUUAUUCCCUCUACCCACCAAAGGUCUCCUGGUCUGUUGAAAAGAUCAGUCACUGUAUUGGUGUGCAGAUACAGUAUGUACCAGGUACUCUGUGUAUAUAUAUGCUGUUUUAGAAAGAUUAUUUUUAUAGUCUGUAUGUUAUCGGUCUUUCAAUAAACUAUGUACAGCCCUG